AUGCCCUCUGCCAUAGUAGACUUAUCAGGUGUUCGCCUGAUAGCAAAUUCAGAACGUUCCUCAGUAAAUACUCCAGAUGACGUGAUAUCGACCCCAUUUGGACUUUCACUCAUAGAAAUCCAAGGUGAGUUGAAUUUGCCUCAUGAAGCUCCUAUAAAUGUUCAGAAAAAUGAUACCAACGCUGAAUAUAUACGAAAUUUCGUCACUGUGGACGAGAUUAAACAUGCGGUGAACUUUGGACAAUUGCAGCUUGAUGAAAAAGACCCUUCAAAGGUGACCCUUUUCAUUGGAAAAUCACAGAGAUUGUUAGGUUCCAUAGUCGAAUUGGAUCUUCCUUUAGGAGUUAUGAAAAUUCCACUCAACCAAGAUACCAGUCCAGAAAACGGAAACGAAAAACAAAAAGAAGACAUACAGAUUGUCGACAUUGUUCGCAAGAAAAUGAUCUUCAAACAGAGGCCAUUGCCUAUAAUGCAAUAA
Scheffersomyces stipitis CBS 6054 is the source of this 477-nucleotide messenger RNA. RefSeq names its product Ctf8p (gene CTF8). The record is from RefSeq and is a predicted model, not a curated record. The transcript has a single exon. Gene Ontology annotation, biological process: mitotic sister chromatid cohesion. Gene Ontology annotation, cellular component: Ctf18 RFC-like complex. Bases 1 to 477 code for a protein of 158 amino acids. NCBI's taxonomy places the organism in Eukaryota, Fungi, Ascomycota, Pichiomycetes, Serinales, Debaryomycetaceae.